GGACAAGCAGCAGCCUCAACUCUUAUCUCCCACGAUCCACAGAAAGAACUCAAUCGAAAGCAACAGAAUAAUUCAUUUGGCAAACAAAACCAAGGCCUCCUCCCCUGCUGACCAGCAGCGCCGGAUCUGAUGGAAGCCGCAGCGGCUACCACCUCCUCCCUGGUCCUCUUCUCCACUACUCCCAGGAGAUCAGUCACAAGCUUUUUGAAGACUUCCCCCUCGUUGCUUCUUCGGCCUCGUUGCAACUACAGCUGCUCCAUCUCCAGCGCAAAGCAGCAGCAUCUGGUUUGCCAGGCUGUGCCAUGGCUGAUGAACAGCAAGAAGAGCAGCACCCUGAGGUGUAGUUCCAGCCUCUCUGAUGGCUCAUCAACCGUUGGUUCUUCAGUAAGAUGGGUGCUUGACCCUGCAGGCGACGGCGACUGGCGCCACAUCGGCUACAAAGUUGCACGCCCCGGCGCGUUCGAGAUAGCCUCCGAUGCGGUGACCGUUGGUCGGGUCGCCGACAAGGCUGACAUCGUCCUCCCCGUUGCCACAGUUUCUGGCACGCACGCUCGGCUGGAGAAGAAGGAUGGGAGGCUGUUCGUGACGGACCUGGACAGCACCAACGGCACCUACAUCAACGAGCGCCGCCUCAACCCUGGCUUCCCCAUCCCCAUUGACCCCGGCAGCCUCAUCAUCUUCGGUGACAUCCACUUGGCGAUGUUCCGUGUGAGGAAGAUGAUAGUUGAGGUGCCCAGCGAGACCCAGGGAGCUCAACAAGAAACCAAUACUGAGGUGGUAUCAACUGCGGUUCAAGAUACUGCAAGCUAGCAUGCUCUGAAGCUUUCCGCGGUGCCCACUAGUAGAAGAAUGUCCGGGAAAAAGAGUGUCAACCAUCUGAAGCCAGACGGAAAGGCACAAAGAAAAGGAGAACAUCGAUAGAAGUAGAAACCUAAACGCUCAUGGCGACACCAUCUUCACGCCACGGUUCUGUCACAUGGAAAUGCAGCAAAAAAUAAGAUGUAACGAAGGCGUGGAUGAGCGUAUAUACUUAUCGAGUGAAAAAGCCAGGCCAGAAUAUAAACGAAGGGAUCGGAAUUUUGUAUCAUGCAUGUAAACACCCUUUGUUCUCAGUAAAAUAUACAAAAUGCAUCGAAUCUGAUGUCACAGAGCUGUGUACUUUUUUUUCUUGAGUAACACAGAGUUGUGUACUUGAAACAA
Messenger RNA from Setaria italica (foxtail millet), 1200 nucleotides. RefSeq lists its product as uncharacterized. Lineage: Eukaryota; Viridiplantae; Streptophyta; Magnoliopsida; Poales; Poaceae. The transcript is spliced from 5 exons. Gene Ontology annotation, molecular function: protein binding; mRNA binding. The record is from RefSeq and is a predicted model, not a curated record. The coding region runs from base 130 to 810 and encodes 226 amino acids.